Gadus morhua (Atlantic cod) is the source of this 1939-nucleotide messenger RNA. RefSeq names its product translin (gene tsn). Bases 122 to 805 code for a protein of 227 amino acids. Gene Ontology annotation, molecular function: single-stranded DNA binding; sequence-specific DNA binding; RNA binding. The transcript is spliced from 6 exons. Gene Ontology annotation, biological process: RNA metabolic process. The record is from RefSeq and is a predicted model, not a curated record. NCBI's taxonomy places the organism in Eukaryota, Metazoa, Chordata, Actinopteri, Gadiformes, Gadidae.
UCAACUCCGUGCGACGCCCGCAGAAACACUCGUGCGCCCUGCUACCGCUUGUGUUUGUGUACGGUGUGAGAGAAGAGUGUUGUCUUGCUACUGUCUGCGCCUCAUCCUACAGAGCUCCAUAAUGUCUGUCACCGAGAUGUUCGCUGAUAUCCAAGGCUUCCUGAGCGCAGAUCAGGACAUACGAGAGGAUAUCCGUAAAGUCGUGCAGCAGUUGGAGCAGGCCGCCAGGGAAAUCCUGACUUUGCUACAGAGCGUCCACCAGCCUACGGGCUUCAAAGAAAUUCCAACCAAAUGUGCGAAGGCCAGGGAGAUGUUCUGUACAGUCAGGACGCACAUGGCCGACCUAAAAACCAAAUUUCCAGCAGAGCAGUAUUAUAGGUUCCAGGAACACUGGCGCUUUGUCCUGCAGCGGCUGGCCUUCCUGGCCACCUUCGUGGGCUACCUGGAGUGUGAGGCGCUGGUCACCCGUGAAGAGGCGGCCAAAAUCAUUGGAAUCGAGGUGGUCCGGGAGGAAGGCUUCCACCUUGGCGUGGAGGACUACCUGGCAGGGGUGCUCAUCAUGGCCAGCGAACUUUCGCGGCUGGCGGUGAACAGCGUGACGGCGGGCGACUACAGCCGGCCGCUCCGCAUCUCAAACUUCAUCAACGAGCUGGACUCGGGCUUCCGCCUGCUGAACCUGAAGAACGACCCGCUGCGCAAGCGCUACGACGGCCUCAAGUAUGACGUGAAGAAGAUCGAGGAGGUGGUGUACGACCUGUCCAUCCGCGGCCUGUCCAAGGAGCCCGAUAACGCCGGCGACAAAUAGGCUGACCCCGACCUCCUCCUCCUCCUCCUCCUCCUCCCUGUCCCCAUCCCCCUCUCCUCCAGCACACCCCACUCAAGCAUGAGUGAUUCCCACUCAAACAUGCCACUCAUAUAAGGCUUUCUGACGUUCAGGGGAGGAUGGAACGGGUGGGGAUGUUUGUGUGUUUGAUGGAGGUGAAGUUUGUUGCAUGUGUGACUGGUGCUCUAGGAGUCUGGACGAUACUGAACCAAUUUAUUGUUUUUGGUCGUUGUUUGUGCCAGUCACCCUUUCAUUGCCCAACGGUUAUUCAUUUUCAGAAAGAUGACACUUAUUGAAGGUUUAAUACAAAACCACCCGGUGGAAAAUACAUUUUUUUUAUGUUUAUAACAGUGCCAUUUGAUUUGUUUGUCCUGGUGCCGGUUGUGUGUUCUUCUGAGCAUUAGAUGCGCUCCUAAUGUGACAACCGUCUAACGGGUUACCACAGCAAUACAGAAGCUUCCUUGUGUCUAAUUGGACAAACACAGUAAAUUUAUAUCGAGGCCAAAGAGUAGCAGGAAAACAUAAAUAUUAUGAAACAUAAGCGGUCAUGCGUAAUGACUCAAAGUACAGAUUGAAUUUGUCAUUAGUCCAGAAAAUUACUGCAUUCGACAGAUUUUUCCUCAUGCCCAAUAGUAAGACAAAGAAAACCCUAACUCGUGCUGGUGCAGAUGGUUAUUGUGCCAUUUUAUACAUAUAUACAUAUGUGUAUAUAAUUUGCAAUUGUUUUUUUGGGGAGGGAAACUUCAAUAUUGAGACGAUAUUUGGUUAUGACGUUACAUGUUCUUUGAAAGUUCAACAUUGUUUUUCUACUGUCUUUGCAGUUUGGUAGUGUUUACAGUUACUUUGCGCUCGUGUGGUUGAAUUGUUUCAUCUGUGAACGAUACUGAACACGGCACAUUUCAUUCUCUGACUAUAGCAAAUAAUUCCAUUUGAUUUAUAUAAAAGUAAAAGAAUGCCUUUACAUCGUCAGUCUGCCGUUUUGUGUCUAAUGCUUUUGAAAUGACACGUACUUUAUCAUCAUUUGUAUGAUGUUGCAAAUCCACUCCCAUUUUGUGAGUGGUAAGAAUUGUUAAGGAAACACCAAACAAUAAAAGUGCUGGUUUCAUCGUACUGUUA